AUGGCUGCCACCGACAAGGAAACCAUCAAGAACCUCGCCGAGAACGGUCACAUCAUCACGGCCAAGGAGGUUGCCGACAUCGACAAGGCCGAGAAGGCCUUGACCGGCAAUGACCACACCGUCAAGAACGGUCUUGCUGCCACUGCUCAAAGCAUGCACGACAAGCAGCAGACAUUCCUGAAGAUGGAAGCCGAUCUCAAGAGCAAGCCCGAGUCGGACAUCACGAAAGACGAUGCCAAGGAGCUCCAGACUGCUGAAGCUCGCCUUCUUGGCCAUCGCCCUCCCGCCGGCUCGGCCGCUGCUACUUUCCAGUCCAUCGCGGACAAGAACGAAGCUGCUCAUCAACGCGAGGACGCUUCCAUCGAAGGCAGGAAGGAGACCGCCGUCAAGGCCGAUCAGAAUGCCUCGACCAACGAGAAGGAGGAUGCCCCUGCCAAGGACUCUGGCGUCUCUGAGAAGAAGGAGGCUGCUACUCCCCAUCAGGAUGAAGUUGUUUCUGCCAAGUCGGACCCUUCUACUGCUAAGAUAGCUGACGCCUCCGAGAAGAAAGACGAUGCCACUGUUCCCGAGGAAGAGCUCGCCAUGAUCACUGACUCCUUCGAGAAGAAAGACGAUGCCACUGUCUGCGAGGCUACGGAGAUCACCAAGAAAAAGACCGAGAUCACCAAGGAGAUGGACGAAAUCAUCAAGAAGAAGGACGAGAUCGCCAAGGAGAUGAAAGAGGUCGAGAAGAGGAUGGACGAGAUCCUCGACUCUUAG
Messenger RNA from Colletotrichum chrysophilum, 759 nucleotides. RefSeq lists its product as uncharacterized. Bases 1 to 759 code for a protein of 252 amino acids. The transcript is spliced from 4 exons. NCBI's taxonomy places the organism in Eukaryota, Fungi, Ascomycota, Sordariomycetes, Glomerellales, Glomerellaceae. The record is from RefSeq and is a predicted model, not a curated record.